AUGAGUGCUUCCAGAGUCGAGAUUAUUCCCCUUCGGCCGUACGCAGGCUCGAAGUCUAACACCGACAGCAGAUCUUCUGUGCCUUGCAGGUUCUUUCUGAGCAGCAGAUGCCUAAAGGGGGCUGCUUGUCCGUUCAGCCACGACAAGAAACCAACCACCCAGUCCCCUUCCAUUCCAGCAGCUUCCCGCGAUAUAGAUCAAGAUCGUGACGAGGUCGAUGAUUUUUGUCGCACCAUUGCCGGCGCCUUUGUUCGAUUCGAAGAUGGGGGUCGCGUCUCCAGUAUCUCUCUUCCCAACGAUUUCUCGGCCGUUCAUCUCAGUGGCCUGCCCAAAGGCACUUCUUCACAAGCAAUCAAACGCCUGCUCGACAAACUAGGCUUUGACGUCCCCGAGAAGAAUAUCUGGGUUAUGAGCCAGGAUGGAAGGUUGGGUGCCAACAUCCGAGCAGAGGACCCAGCCUUUUCCAAGAAACUCUGCGCUCUCACGUCAGGGGGUUUCACUUGGGGAACGUCUAGAAUCCAAGCAACUCGAGUGGCAGCUCGUAUGCCGUCCAGACAAACCAUCGGGCGCCUCGACUGCAAGAAAGUCCACAUCUCUUGGCACAAGCCCGUCCGGGAUGUCUUGCUAAAGUUUGGCCAACGGGACAUUGCUGCACGGGUACACCGCAAGUUUACGACUGGAGCCUACAAGAUACUGGGCUGCAAGGUCAAGGCGCAAGCGCCAUACGAGAAUCCAGCUGCCAUCUUCCGCUCUCAUAGCCCCGUUCCUUGGAUGAUGAGACUGACGGAUGUCCCUGGGUCUGCCGACAAACCGGAGAUAUCUCAGGCCAUUUCGCUACAUGCCGACAAACCACGGGAGAUAGUGCCGCAUGUGCCAGGUUACUCUAUCGACGAUGAGCAAGCUGCAGCCAUGGUUCGGUCGCUCUUGACAAGAAUUGGCCCCAUCGAGUACUGGGAGACAACACUUGAAUCGACUGCUAAGCGUGUCAAGGCUACGGCCCGUUUUCUCGAUGAGAAGGGCGCCAGAGAUGCUGCUUCUCAGCUAAAUGGAACGGCACUACCAUUCCAUAAGCCUGGCAAGUUGACCGUCCAGAUGGUCUACUCAGUCAAGUUCAAGAUCCGGAGCGACAUUUAUGCUGCCAUCUUGCCUCGGGUCAACAGCCAGGCGAGUGCCUGGAGGGAAAAGUACGUGUACUUCCGUGCGUACCCCACCUCUUCAACCUUUAAGCUCGAGGGAGAGUCCGAUACGGAAGUGGCGAGUUCGAAGUCAGUCCUAGAAGGCCUCCUCGGUGGUGUGGUUGCCAAACGCGGCCAAUCGGACCUUUGGGAUCCCUCUCUCAAGCAAAACGGACACCUUUGGCGUUUGAUCAAGCAGCAACAGCAAGACCUUGGGGUCGUUGUCGUUCGAGACAAGACUAAGAAUGUUCUACGACUCUUUGGAACCGAAAAGGCAUGCAGCAAGGCGGAAGGACACCUCGCCAGUCUGUUUACCAAGGAGGCCUCUUCGGACCAUGUCAUUCAAUUGGAUCCGGAGAAACGUCUUUGGGCUUUGAAGGGAGAGUGCUCUGUUUGCUGGACUGAAGCAGACUCUCCUGUUCGGGUCAAGUGUGGCCAUGUGUAUUGCCAAGAUUGCUUCGAAAACAGCUGUGCAGCACUUUCGACCUCUGGCUUUCUCUGCCACGGAGACGAGGGAAGAUGCGAGCAAGCCGUCAGCCUCCAGGACUUGCAUGCACAUCUGUCGUCAGUUGCCUUUGAAGGUCUCCUAGAGAGAUCCUUCAUGUCCACUGUCCAACGCACUCCACACAAGCUGCGGUUCUGCCCUACCCCUGACUGCGGGUACAUCUACCGCACCACGGAAUCAGCCGGGACGCAUACUUGUUCCAACUGUCUGCAACGAACCUGCUCCUCGUGCCAUGAGCCUCAUGUCGAGAUGACAUGCGCCGAGUACAAAGAUAUCAAGUCAGGGGGAUACGCUGCUUUUGAGAAGUUGAAGAAGGAGGUUGGAAUUAAAGAUUGUCCCGAGUGCAAGACACCACUUGAGAAGAUUUCAGGAUGCAACCAUAUCACUUGUGUGGGAUGCAAAGCCCAUAUGUGCUGGGUGUGCAUGAUGACAUUUUCUUCGGGAGAGCUUGUCUACAAUCACAUGGACAAGAUGCAUGGUGGUCAUGUUGAAUGGAGGUAA
Messenger RNA from Fusarium vanettenii 77-13-4, 2181 nucleotides. RefSeq lists its product as uncharacterized. Gene Ontology annotation, biological process: proteasome-mediated ubiquitin-dependent protein catabolic process; protein linear polyubiquitination. Gene Ontology annotation, cellular component: ubiquitin ligase complex. Gene Ontology annotation, molecular function: ubiquitin binding; zinc ion binding; ubiquitin-protein transferase activity. The transcript is spliced from 3 exons. Bases 1 to 2181 code for a protein of 726 amino acids. NCBI's taxonomy places the organism in Eukaryota, Fungi, Ascomycota, Sordariomycetes, Hypocreales, Nectriaceae. The record is from RefSeq and is a predicted model, not a curated record.